AUGGCCCCCACCCCUCGGCUGCACGAUCCAGUCUUCCGGGGGGAAGAUCUGUUGCCUCCACGUGCAGGCCAUCAACCGCCCCGCUGUCCCCGCAAGCCAUUCACGCUGCGCUCAACACAGCACCUGUCGCCGGUCAAGAGCUGCAAUGCACCUCCGACUCCGUUGCUACAGAUUGCAUACGCAAUUCCGCGCUGA
Penicillium longicatenatum is the source of this 195-nucleotide messenger RNA. RefSeq lists its product as uncharacterized. Bases 1 to 195 code for a protein of 64 amino acids. The transcript has a single exon. The record is from RefSeq and is a predicted model, not a curated record. NCBI's taxonomy places the organism in Eukaryota, Fungi, Ascomycota, Eurotiomycetes, Eurotiales, Aspergillaceae.